AUGGUCCGAACUGCCCAAACACAUCGUUCCAAACCUCGCAAAUCGAAACCCAUGAACGACCUCAUUCCAAUCAAAGGGCAACGUAAAGUCAUCCUGGGUGAACUGACCUCACCAAUCGAGAAAGGCGAUAUCAUCUUUUCCACCACUCCGAUAUUUCCGACAUUGAUUUCGGAAUUACUAUCGAGUCAUUGCUCAGGAUGUCUAAAGACCGCACAACAGAUAAGUGAGGAUUCGAAUAUCGACAUUGACAAGGUGGAAGAGAGGAUGUUGAAAUGUUCAAGGUGCCAAGUGCACGUAUUCUGUAGCGUGAAAUGCUAUGCCAGUACUUGGUGUUCACUCAAUGAUGAAUGCCGAGGACUAGCGAAUAAUCCCGGAUGGAUCCCUAAUACGAUCGCGAGGUUGGUGGCGAAAGUGUUAAGCUCACGAAGAUUCGGAAGAGAACUAUACGACCCUCUUCCAGAUUAUCCUGAUACGAACUUCACACACGUCAAUGAAGAGACACUAAAGAUCCACGACAGCGUCAUCCAGCUCCUCGCUCAACCGAAAUACGAAGGGGAAACGUUGAUUUAUACUGUCCAAUUUUGCCAGUAUCAUAUCGAUGAAGAUGAUGGUUUCGAAACCUUGAUGGGAAGAAUCUCCUCAUGCCUGUUGACGUUGUACGACACAUCAGCAAAUCCCGUCGGUAUGGGACUAUCCCCCCAAUUUAUCGAGGAUUCGCCACUCCUGCAAACCUAA
Messenger RNA from Kwoniella mangroviensis CBS 8507, 735 nucleotides. RefSeq lists its product as uncharacterized. Lineage: Eukaryota; Fungi; Basidiomycota; Tremellomycetes; Tremellales; Cryptococcaceae. Bases 1 to 735 code for a protein of 244 amino acids. The transcript is spliced from 5 exons. The record is from RefSeq and is a predicted model, not a curated record. Gene Ontology annotation, cellular component: nucleus.